Molecule: messenger RNA, 885 nt
Organism: Clonostachys rhizophaga
Lineage: Eukaryota; Fungi; Ascomycota; Sordariomycetes; Hypocreales; Bionectriaceae
Source: the annotation of a GenBank genome assembly
AUGACCCAGAUCACUCAGGAUAAAGGCGAGCUCCAACGUGAGGAGGCCAGAAAGUCGCCUCUCAUACAGCCAGCCUCAAAGAUCGUGAAAAAGCGAUCCCUUUCUAAGCAGGUGGAGCAUAAAACGGCUGAAAUGUGCGAUGCCAUAGGAAGGAGGUGGGAGCAGGAGGUCGGACACUUGAAGGAAAUACUCGAACAGUAUGAAGCCAAAGCCAUGGAGUACGAAGAUAAGAUUAAGGAGGUCAACAGCGAAUUAGCCGAAUUAGAGAAUCGGAUCAAGAAGUGCGAAGAUAACAUCACGGGCUUCAGCAGCGAAUCAGCUGAAAGGCGCUCUCUGAUCCAGGAGCGAAAAAAUAGGAUUAAGGAGCUCGACGAGGACUUCUUCGAUAAGCACCGUUGGAUCACGAGGCAGCAGGAAAACAUCGAGGAUCUUCGGACUGACUUAUCCAACAAGCGCGAUCAGAUCAAGGAACAUGAAAAUAGUACCGACGAGCUCAGCCGCGGAUUGGAUGAGUUAAGCUAUUGGAUGGAGGAGCUCGAGGAUAUCAUCAAGUAUAACGAAGAUGACCUCGAGGAGCUCUACAACGAACUAUUCGAGAUGGUCCACCGGGGGACGGAGCAUGAAAAUUGCAUCGAGAAGCUUAGUAGCGAAUUAGCUAAGUCAGACUCUCUGAUCGGAGAGUGCAAAGCUAAGUUGGAACAGUACAAGUACGAAAAAUCAAUGAAGGACGAGCAUAAAAAGGAGUUGCAGGAGGGGAAGCAAUCUUUUGAACAGAAACAAAAGGAGAUUGGUGAUAGGAUCACCAAUCGUGAACUCGAAAUUGGGGAAGAGAUCCGCGAAGCGUACAGGCUCGCGAAGGAAGAAGUAGAGAGGUCGGCAAAUUAG